AUGAGGGCCGCGAUCCUCCUGGCAUGUCUGUGCUGCCUGUGUGCGGUGGCGCUGGGCGGCCUGCACAAUCCACCCCAUCCUAUGGAUCGCUUUCUAUACGAGUCUUUCGCCGUGGUGAUCGACCCCAAGGUCACACUGACGCUCAACAGCACGGUGCAGACCACCAGCAGCCAGAACUUCAAGCUCACCAUCACCGGCGGCCCGGGCAAGGCCACAGAUGUUGUGGCUCUGUACGCACCAGCCAAUGCAGACCCGGCCACAGUGCUGUUCGUCAAGUACAUCCUUGGCUCCCAGAUCCCAGGCUACAUUGGCACUGGAGCGGGCACAUACACGUUCACACUGCUGAACUUGCGAGCGGACUCCAAGUUUUCGCUCAUCACCGGUGGACUGGGCUCCAACCUGCAGGCGCCAAACUUCACUAUCGUAGCGCAGAGCCCCGUCAUCACCAACAAGAAUGUCAAUGAGCCCACCCAGGGACACCUGGCGGCGACGCGCGACCCGGGAACUAUGCUGAUCUCCUGGACAACCAAGAACUCCGCAGCGCCUACAAGCGUGCCGCGGGCUCCUGGCUCCCUGCCUCACUGGCUGUGCAUGUAUCUGUUUUGCGCAGGCACGACCAAGACGUACACCAAGGCUGAUCUGUGCGCUGCGCCGGCCACGGGCACCGGCUUCUUUGACCCGGGCAGCCUCCACACGGCCGCCAUGACCGGACUGCAGCCCUCCACCAAAUACUACUACAUCUAUGGCUCAGACGCUGACGGCUACAGCCAGGAGGCAUUCUUCGUCAGUGCACCUGCUCUUGGGGACACCAGCCUUGUCAAGGCUCAGGCAGAUGGUUCCAACGAGCCAGGCCGCGAUGAGAAGCCCUCGAUUGCCGUCACCAACGGCAUUGCCUCUGAGAUUGCCAACGGCUACACUCUCAACAUCCACAACGGGGACCUGUCAUACGCCGACGGUUUCCUGGCGGACUGGGACAACUACUAUGAGCAGAUCUCGGUCUACACCCGCUACUUGCCUUUCAUGACUGUCCCUGGCAACCACGAGCGCGACGGCGUUCUGACCGGCGAUGCUUUCAUGAACCCGGGCUCCAACGAUGCACGCGGCGAGUGCGGGGUGGUGUACGCGCGGCGGCAGUCGAUGCCGCAGCAGCCGGGGCAGGACAAGUCGGUGAUGAACAGCGCGCCGCUGGCCCUCGGAGUGCGCUCUUACUACUCCUUCGACUACGGCCCCAUCCACUUCCUGCAGUACGACAGCGAGACCCCCUACCAGCCAGGCUCCCUGCAGCGCUUGUGGAUAGAGAGUGACCUGGCGGCCGUGGACCGUAGUAAGACGCCGUGGCUGGUGGUGGGCGUGCACCGCAUGUUCUACGCGGACUCCAGCGACUACCGCUCCAACGACGACGCCGACCAGACAGUGGCCGCGCGCAUGCGCUCCUCCCUCGAAGACCUCUUCCGCGACGCCAAGGUUGAUGCAAUGUUCUUCGGGCACCAGCAUGCGUACGCGCGCACAUGCCCCACCUACAAGAAUGCAUGCCAGGCCAGCAAGGGCGAGGAGAGCACGGGCACCCUCAAUUCCCUCAAUGCCAACUCAUCCACCCUCUACUACGAGCCUUCUGCUCCCAUCUACUACCUCAUCGGCAAUGCAGGCCGCCUGCUGAGCACGGCAGACUUCCUGGAGGACCCGCAGCCGGCCAUCUUUGCCAACAUCAACCUCAAGUACGGCUACCUGCGCCUGCGCGCCAAUGCCACCGCCCUCAUCACCGAGGCUGUGGAGGCUCCAUCUGGAAUCGUCUUUGACACCGUCACUAUUGUGAAGAACAACGAGACAAGCCUGGCUGCUCCCACCAAGCAUGAGCUGGUGGCAGGCGCACUCACCAAUCUGACCAGAGAUGUCAUCAGCCAGCCGCUGCAGCUGCCGCAUGCACUUUCUGACCUCAGCUCAGCCAUCAAGGGAUGA
Molecule: messenger RNA, 1956 nt
Organism: Coccomyxa subellipsoidea C-169
Lineage: Eukaryota; Viridiplantae; Chlorophyta; Trebouxiophyceae; Coccomyxaceae
Product: Metallo-dependent phosphatase
Exons: 16
Coding region: 1-1956 (651 amino acids)
Molecular function (GO): metal ion binding; acid phosphatase activity
Source: RefSeq, a predicted model, not a curated record